CGCCGACCACUUCACCCGCAUCCAUUACGCAGCUCGCAGCCAUGUCCCGCCCGCUCGCGAACUUUGCCCGCGCCGCGGCGCGCUCUCCCCUCGCACCUUUCGUUUCUUCUGCGCCGGCACGCAGCAUCCUGACGGCGGCAGCGGCCGGCUCGACGCGCAAGCCGACGGGCGGCGCGAUCGGCGGCGUCGACCCCCGCAUCCUCAACGGCCUCCCGAGCUUUAUCGGCGCUGAGCAGUUCGACCGGCUGAACGAGUGGCAGGCGGGCCUGUGGGAGCGGUUGCAAGGCGAGGUCAGGAACAAUCCGGGCCUUUCGCCAAUCAAGCUCAAGUGGGACAACGACAAGCUGCACAUGACCGACCUGCUGGCGCUGAGCGCGCGCGAGCCCUCGCUCGCCCUCGCGUUCAACUACGCCUCGCUCCUCCUCAACAACUCGUACUUCCUCGAGGGCUUGAACGCGGACGCGGCCAAGCCUGUCCCAGACCACUUCCAGGCGCUCGAGGACCGUGUCGCCGCGUACGCCGACGGCAUCGUUGGCUCGGGAUGGCUGUGGAUCGUCAAGGCCGGCGACGGGCUCGCCGACAUCGACGUCGUGCCAACGUACGGCGCCGGCACCCUCCUCGUUACCAUGCGCCAGCAGCGCGGACGGCAGGACACCCUCCCCGUCUUUGGCACGCCCGCCACUUCGGGCGACCUGUCUCCCGCCCCCGCCCCCGAGGCCGAGUCCUCCCCGGAUGCCCCCCCUCCCAGGCAGAACCCUAGCGCCGCCGGCCGUCGCGCUGGCUCCGAGGCGACACCUCUCGCCGUCCUCAACCUCUUUGAGCACGCAUACCUCGGUGACAAGUACGGCGUCUUCUCGCGCGGCCAGUACGCGCGUGACUGGUUCCGCACCCUCGACUGGGACAAGGUCUCGAAACGUACCGCCUCCGCUGGGACCUGGUAGACACGACGACAUGCAUUGCAUCGCAGCUCAG
Molecule: messenger RNA, 972 nt
Organism: Cutaneotrichosporon oleaginosum
Lineage: Eukaryota; Fungi; Basidiomycota; Tremellomycetes; Trichosporonales; Trichosporonaceae
Biological process (GO): superoxide metabolic process
Molecular function (GO): metal ion binding; superoxide dismutase activity
Source: RefSeq, a predicted model, not a curated record